AUGAUCAACCCCGGCGGGGAAGCCCUCCACGCUAAGGAGGUCCUGCCGCAGAUCCAAUCCAUGAUCUCCUCCCUUACCGGCGACCUCCGCCGACCCGCCGCCGCCGCCGCCGGCGACGGCGCCGGUGUGAGGAUCGUCACCCUCUCCGGCACCAACAAGGGGGCCACCAUGGAUAGCGCCGACGCCGAGGAAGAAGCCGCAACCGCCCUCGUCCUCGACGGCGCCGGCGCCGGCGCCGUCGCCAACAGUAACUACCAAGCAGUGAACAACUCCGUGCUCUUCGACGGGAGCUGCGCCGCCGAAAACCCGGGCGUCCACGUCGUCAUCGUCGAGUACGCGGACGGCGACGCCGCCGGUCACGAGGCGGAGGCGGCGGCGGUGGCGGCGGAAGAGAGCGAGGUGGAGGAUGUGGAGGCAGAGAAGGCGGUGACGGUGAGGAUGGAGGAGCCGAAGGGUGGUAGCGGCGCCGGCCGCGAAGAGGGCCAGGGAGUGUAG
This is a messenger RNA of Spirodela intermedia, 495 nucleotides long. The record is from the annotation of a GenBank genome assembly. Lineage: Eukaryota; Viridiplantae; Streptophyta; Magnoliopsida; Alismatales; Araceae.